AUAGUAAAAUGUGUACCUCUUUUGUUUUUGUUUCAGUGACUAGCAAUCCAGUAGCCUAUCUUGAAGAGAGCCCCACUUUCAAACUCAUCCCACUUGAAUUGGCAUUGAGGACAAAGAGGCAUUUUGAACAGUGAUUGGAGGGACCAUCAUUGCUUCCUCACUUGAAACUUUUCUUCUUGCUGUCUUAGCAGGCCAAUUUUUGCAGAUAUGUCACAAUUAAACACAUCCUCCGCCCUUCCUUCGUCGGAUAUACCCAGUAGCCAGAUUUUAAUCAACGUGCCUCCAGAGUCCCCCGUUAACAGAAAGAGGACCGAGGGUGAAAGUCAAGAUGUAUCAUCAAAUAGUGCCGAUCACCAUCCAAGUCAAAAAAUACCGGAAUACGUUGAUGGAUCCUCUGAGAGUUCUUUUCCGCCAUUCAAAAAGCCAAAGCCUUCGCUGCCUCUAUCUCAAGCUAACUUGACAGCAUAUCGAUCUUCACAGGAUAUGGCGGACGAUCCUUUUUCACCACAAACGUCCCCAGUACUGGAGCCUACUUCUCCAUCAACCUCAAUAUCAUCUGUGAACACACGUAGUCAUAAACGGCCACCCCCAACAAACUCAGGUGUUACAGGUAUCAAAGGAAUUCCUAUAGUCCCCUUCCUCACCAGGUCCAGAACGCUCGAGGAGAUCAAACCCAGUAUUCAAUCAUCGAUUACUGAGUCGAGUGAGACCGCAAUUGAGAGUCUUAGCUUGGGCUCGCGGGCUAGUGAGGCGAUUACAAAGCCAGUCGGAGUCGAACGAACUAUGGGUGUGAUUACGACAAGCCGUCAAAGCAGCCCGUCCCUUGCUUUUCUCGACACAAAAUCCAGGGAACCAACACCAAUGCAUAUGGAAGAAGAAAACUCUCAACAAUGUGAUGUCAACCACACUAGCAGCCAAAACUAUAGACAUAUCAGGAGCCUAACUGGGUCAAUGAGUGCCAGCGAGGAAAUAGAGGGCUCACUUGAUGCUCAGAUGCUAGGAGGUUACCCUGAUUCGGCUUCAGAAUAUGAUGAAGAAGCAGAUAAUGAUUAUGAACCAGGAGCUGAUACGACUAUAGACGAGGAUUUCGCUCGAGUAGACACAUCAGAGAGUGAGGAUGAUGACAGCUUCAGCAACAUUGACCUGAAGAAUAUUGAGCCAAGCAUUAAUGACAAGCUGUUCGAGGACGUCCCCUAUCAUGAUGUUGACCCCUUGUGCCUCGAUCGGCUCACUGAAGAAGAAAAAAUGCAAAUUAUGGACGAAGCCAGGAAAUUCGGCAUCGCGUAUAUAAUCCAGGAGUACAUCAUGACCGGGGUCCAUACAGUGAAGAAGUUACUGCUCAUGACCACGCCUGAGGAGGUGAGGGACGUAUGGUGCUCAUGUACUAUCUCUAUGCCUUGGUGCUUUUAGUCCAUAGAAGUUAAAGUGGUGAUUAAUAUUCUGUAUAUGAUCUUUUUUAUUUUUUUUUUAUUUUUUUUACACUUAAAGCUCAAGAUUUCCGCCAGCCUAACAGAAGCGGAUCUUGUGUGCAUCUUCUCGCAACGUAUGGAAAG
Messenger RNA from Lobosporangium transversale, 1553 nucleotides. RefSeq lists its product as hypothetical. The transcript is spliced from 3 exons. The record is from RefSeq and is a predicted model, not a curated record. The coding region runs from base 208 to 1410 and encodes 400 amino acids. Lineage: Eukaryota; Fungi; Mortierellomycota; Mortierellomycetes; Mortierellales; Mortierellaceae.